Andrographis paniculata is the source of this 1536-nucleotide messenger RNA. RefSeq names its product histone acetyltransferase MCC1-like. Gene Ontology annotation, biological process: N-terminal peptidyl-methionine acetylation. The record is from RefSeq and is a predicted model, not a curated record. Lineage: Eukaryota; Viridiplantae; Streptophyta; Magnoliopsida; Lamiales; Acanthaceae. Gene Ontology annotation, molecular function: histone acetyltransferase activity; protein-N-terminal amino-acid acetyltransferase activity. Gene Ontology annotation, cellular component: Golgi membrane. The transcript has 6 exons. The coding region runs from base 514 to 1284 and encodes 256 amino acids.
AUUAUCUAUGCCACCCAAUAAACAUAAUUAUCAUCAUUAAAUGCAUCAAUGUAGUCGAUGAGCGAAAUUAUUCUACCCAAACAAUCGUUCUUGAACAGGGAGCGAUUCUUUGCCACAGUAUAAAACUAAACCGUUGAUAAAACAGCAAUAGGGAAUCAAAAUUGGAGAUAAACAACAAAGCCCUAACUGAUGUCCUCGCGCGUUAUUUCGCAAUUGAUCCGACCGACCUCGCCGGUGUCUUGCCUUCUGUCGAUCGAUUGAACUCGCCGUCGUCCUGGUAUCUCGAUUGGUUGAACUUUGCAUCCUCCUUCCCUCAAUCGGCGUCGCUUAUUGUGCCUCCAGUCUCAAUUUAUUGCUUAUAAUUCUAAGGAAAUAAUGAAGAUCAAAAGUAUUCUCUAGGAACCAAGGCUGCAUGGCUUUCGUGGCUAAAGCUGCAUAAAUGGAGGAAACUAUUGGCAUGCAGAGUUUCCAAAUAUAUCAAAUCUUUUCUGGGGAUUGAUUCCACAUCCUCCAAUGAUAAAUCUCAAGGUUCCUUCCUGUCCAAUUAUAGCUUAUAGGCCUAUCCGACCAUCUGACUUGGUGGUUCUUGAAAAAAUUCAUGGCGACCUGUUUCCAAUAAGGUAUGAAUCUGAGUUCUUCCACAAUGUUGUAAAUGGAUGUGAUAUCGUCUCAUGGGGGGCUGUGGAUCAAAGUCAGCCCAAUGCACAGAGUGAUGAACUUAUUGGAUUUGUCACUGCAAGAAUUGUUUCAGCAAAAGACAGUGAGAUACAAGAUUUAUUGAGCUUUGAUUCAUCCAAAACAGACCAAACCUUGGUAUACAUCUUAACACUAGGAGUUGUAGAAUCCUACAGAAAUCUGGGGAUAGGCAAUUCUCUCAUCCAUGAGGUUAUCAAGUAUGCUUCAAGCAUCUCAACUUGCCGAGCUGUUUAUCUACACGUCAUAUCAUACAAUAUUCCAGCAAUGCAUUUGUACAAGAAAAUGUCGUUUCAGUGCUUAAGGAGGCUGUACAAUUUUUAUUUUAUUAAUGGACAGCACUAUGAUUCAUACCUAUUUGUUUGCUACGUGAAUGGCGAGCGAUCACCCUGCUCACCGCUAGAACUUGUUACAGUAUUUGUUGCAUAUGUAAAGAGCGGGCUCAAAUGCGUGGCUGCAAUGCUGUGGAAAAACGAAGAGAGGAAGAAUUCCAAGUGGUUGAAAUGCAAAGACUCUGGCAGCCUUCUCCCAACAGUGCAGAACAAAAGAGUAGUAGCUGGAGAGGGUGGAUGUAGGCCUCAGUUUGUAUAAUGUAUGAUGAAUACAUAUCUUAUAUGUAAGAGGGGUAAGGAUCUUCGCCUUUAUCCGCCUGCUUGCUAAUUUGGUGGCGAUAGUCUGUGUCGAUGAUAGGUGCAAAGGUACAAAUUACAUGAUGAGGUCAUUUGCCUUUGGGAGUUUAGGCUGGUUGGUAUAUGUGGGAACAGUGUCAUGAGGCGGGGCAGUUCUUGCGCAAAAGCCGCCUGAAUUCAUACCAAUACAUAAUGUUAAUCUUCUCUUCUAUCA